Molecule: messenger RNA, 1423 nt
Organism: Exophiala viscosa
Lineage: Eukaryota; Fungi; Ascomycota; Eurotiomycetes; Chaetothyriales; Herpotrichiellaceae
Product: exoribonuclease
Exons: 1
Coding region: 102-1193 (363 amino acids)
Biological process (GO): TRAMP-dependent tRNA surveillance pathway; nuclear polyadenylation-dependent mRNA catabolic process; U4 snRNA 3'-end processing
Cellular component (GO): cytoplasmic exosome (RNase complex); nuclear exosome (RNase complex)
Molecular function (GO): mRNA 3'-UTR AU-rich region binding
Source: RefSeq, a predicted model, not a curated record
GGUACUUGUCAAUUGUUCACAUUGCGCGUGUCAGUGUCGAAGAACGAUUUGUGUAGCAAUAACAACGAUCAUGACCAGCUGAGAAGCAUCCCUCGGCGAAUAUGCCUUCCGUGACUGCUGCUGCGACGCCAACAGCCUCAGUACCUGCCUCAGCAAUGCCUCUCAUCUCACCAAAUGCUCUCCUACAUGCGCACUUGAAGCAGAAUCCUCCUCGACGUCCUUCAAACCGCGCUCCUUCCGAACCCCGCCCCAUACAGCUCAACACUGGCUCGCUUACUCACUGCAAUGGAUCCUCACUUGUCAAAGUUGGAGCAACCACCAUCGUCUGUGGUGUCCGAGCGGAGAUCUUACCCGUAACCGAGAUUCCCAGCUUCAGAAUAACCAAGACCUCCUCCUCGUACAAUCCUGCCGCUCCUGUGCGACGAGACGACCGGUAUGAAGACGACGAAGGAAACGAUGAGAAUGCCGCAAUCCCUCUCUACCAUCUCGUGGUACCAAACAUUGAAUUAGCAACAGGCUGUUCGCCUAAACACCCUGCCAAUACCGCUCCGUCAAUCGAAGCACAAUCAGUUUCACAGCGCCUCCUGUCCCUACUCCACACGUCUCACCUUGUCCGAUCCUCUGACCUCGAAAUCAUCUACACGCCUCCUGCAGAAACACAAGACACAGAGUUGGGCAUCGAUGGAGACCCUCAACUCAAGGCAUACUGGACGUUGUAUAUUGACAUGAUGUGCAUCAGUUAUGGCGGCUCAAUCUUCGACGCUGCAUGGCUGGCUCUGUAUGCGGCAUUGAAAGACACACUACUUCCAAAGGCUUGGUGGGAUGCUGAUCUUGAACAAGUGUUGUGUUUGACCGAAGUCGAUGAUGCACAGAAGCUACGAUUGAGAGGAAUGCCGGUACCUAGCAGUUUUGGUGUUUUCAUACCGGAGCUACGGCUGACUCGUGGAGGGGCUCAAGAGAACCAGUAUUGGAUCCUUAUGGACAUGGAUGGAUUCGAAGAAGGCUCUUGCAUCGAGACAGGUGCAAUUACGGUCGAUGCUGGGGGAGCAGAUGGAUCGCUUGCACUGCUACGUAUUGAGAACUCUGGCGGAUUGAUUCUUGGUGCCGAAAAGAUGGCUGAAAUUGCCACAUUUGCCGAGCGGAGAUGGUAUCAAUGGAAGAAUGUUCUGGAUAAUGCACUGAUGGCGUCCUGAGUUGAUACACAUAAUAAAAUUCACACUGGAGUGACGACCUGGGAAUGGAAAGACCUCUCAAGUCAAAGAGCUUGUCAGUGCAGAUGACGUGGGAGUGCUCCUCAGCUACAAAUGGAGAAAUGGAGAAGAGUAUGGUAUCAUGUCUCUAGCGACUGUCAAAGACAAUAUGAUGCAGAAAAACAGGCUGCAAGAGACCUAGAUUUGGACUCUACUCAAGCACCAGCGAGACC